This is a messenger RNA of Neurospora tetrasperma FGSC 2508, 1207 nucleotides long. RefSeq lists its product as uncharacterized. The transcript has 3 exons. Gene Ontology annotation, biological process: translation. Gene Ontology annotation, cellular component: ribosome. Lineage: Eukaryota; Fungi; Ascomycota; Sordariomycetes; Sordariales; Sordariaceae. The record is from RefSeq and is a predicted model, not a curated record. Bases 200 to 973 code for a protein of 257 amino acids. Gene Ontology annotation, molecular function: structural constituent of ribosome.
CGCACCGACCGUGCCCGCCGCCGCAUCUCCCCGUCGCGACUGAACCCCCGAUCCCCGAUUCCCGACUCCGACCGAUCGCGAAACGGGAGCUCCAUUCUUGUGUGUGUGUGUGCGGUUUCCCCGAGAGGACUUACACAUCGCCAAAGCCCAGCUGUUACAAGCUGUUGUAACCAUUACAACAACGACCACCACCACCACCAUGUCGUCCUCUCGUCAAUUCCUCUCCUCUGCGCUCAGGCAGUGCCGCGCUGCCGGCCAGAGGACCGCCCAGUUCUCGACCACCUCGCCGGCCGCUGCCAUCCGCGACAUCCCCACCACUUCCUUCCAAAAUGCCCCGCGCACCAACACCAACACCUCGUCGCCGUCGAGCAACAACAACAACAACAACGCCGGCUCGAACCAGUACAAGUCGGACAUGUUCAACCUCCUAAACAGCGGCGCCGGCAGCCGGGGAGGAAGAGACAGCUACAACAACGGACGCGACGUCGACGGAGGACAGCGCUAUGGCAACAACAGCCAGAAGGUGCAGGAGCUGCUCCAGUCCGAGGUGACCUCCAACAACUACAUGCGCAUGAUGAAGCGCCGGUGGAACAACGGCGAUGUGUAUGCGCCGCGCGACCUGUCACCGUACGAGAUGAAGGGCAGGAACGGGGGAUGGGUGGAGGCGGCGGAUGUGGUUGAUGAGCUUGGGUUUAGUCCGUUGGAUAACUAUCGUAACUUCUCCCUCAUCUCCGACUACAUCACCCCCUUUGGGCGGAUAAGGCACUCCAAGGAAACCGGCCUGAAACCCGUCAACCAGCGCAAGAUCGCCAAGAUGGUGCGGCGCGCCAUCGGCCUCGGUAUCCACCCCUCUGUGCACAAGCACCCCGAAAUCCUCAAGAACAGCAACGGCAGGCACUUGUUGCCGCUUGUUGUGCCCAAGGGCCAGAAGGCGAACAAGACCAAGAACUUUGAUGGAGAGGAUGAGAACUAGAAUGGUCUGGAAGGUCUGGGAUUGGGCGGAUGAGGGGGGGAAAUUAUGGGGGAAAUUUGCAUGACUGGGCGGUUACGGGCGUGAGGUCGCUGUCUGGCUAGCAAGCAUGGCUAGUAGCACGGUAUGGGCUGGAUGGAUCGUUGAUCGGUGGACUCUAUUACGGUUAUCAUAGAGUUGGUGUAUUAUUACUGUAUACACGGCACAUAAAAGGGUAUUUUACAAAGUUUGGGCUUA